Molecule: messenger RNA, 4848 nt
Organism: Psammomys obesus (fat sand rat)
Lineage: Eukaryota; Metazoa; Chordata; Mammalia; Rodentia; Muridae
Exons: 3
Coding region: 1-4848 (1615 amino acids)
Biological process (GO): virion assembly; proteolysis; DNA integration
Molecular function (GO): RNA-DNA hybrid ribonuclease activity; nucleic acid binding; aspartic-type endopeptidase activity
Source: RefSeq, a predicted model, not a curated record
AUGGGACAAACUGUCUCUACCCCCAAAAGUUUAACUUUACAGCACUUCAAGGAAGUCCGUGACAUCGCCCACAAUCUCUCAGUGGAAGUGCGAAAAGGAAAAUGGGACACCUUUUGUUCAUCUGAGUGGCCAACCUUUAACGUGGGCUGGCCACGAGAUGGCACCUUUAACCUAGAAGUUAUUUUGCAGGUGAAAGCAAAGGUCAUGGACUCUGGACCCCAUGGACAUCCUGACCAAGUCCCAUAUAUCAUCACGUGGGAAUCUCUGGUCAAAGAUCCCCCAUCAUGGGUAAAACCUUUCCUUCCCCCUUGCCCGAAACCUACACCGUCCGCUCCCUCCCUUCCUCCACCACUGAUUCCGACCCCGGUUAACUCCGCCCUUUACCCGGCCCUCACAAAAGCGGUACCGGCGGAGACCUCCGGGCGUAAAAAGAGACCUCCGGUGCUGCCGGCAGACGAGGGCCCCCUUCUGGACCUUCUAACUGAACAACCACCCCCUUACCGGGGCCCAGCCCCCGCCCCUGAACAACAGGCAGGGGCUGCCGGGCAGGGGUCACCGGAAGAACCUGCCUCGUCACCGGAAGGACCCGCCUCGUCACCGGAAGAACCCGCCUCGUCUCCGGUGGCAGGGCGGUUGCGGGGGUGCCGGGAGGUCCCUUCCGGUUCUUCCUCCCAGACUCUUCCGUUGCGGACGGGGCCUGACCGUCAACUCCAAUACUGGCCCUUUUCUGCCUCUGACUUAUAUAAUUGGAAAAAUAAUAACCCUCCUUUCUCAAAGGACCCGUCUAGGUUAACAGCCCUCAUUGAGUCCAUUCUAGUGACUCACCAGCCCACCUGGGAUGACUGCCAACAGCUGCUCCAGACGCUGCUGACUACGGAGGAAAAACAACGAGUCAUCUUGGAAGCCCGUAAACAUGUUCCAGGAGAUGAUGGAUUACCUACUCAGUUGCCCGAUAGAAUAGACGCUGCUGUCCCCUUAGAACGACCUAACUGGGAUUUCUCCACUGAGCGCGGUAGGGAACACCUACGUCUUUAUCGCCAGUUGCUCUUAGCGGGUCUCCGAGGGGCUGCAAGACGCCCUACCAAUUUGGCCCAGGUUAAGUUAGUGACUCAAAAGCCAGAAGAAUCCCCCACUGCUUUCCUAGAACGACUUAAGGAGGCAUACCGUAUGUACACUCCAUAUGAUCCAGAGAACCCAGAUCAGGCAACCAACGUGGCCAUGUCUUUCAUUUGGCAGUCCGCCCCAGAUAUCAGAAAGAAGUUAGAAAGACUAGAAAACUUAAGAGAAAGUUCGGUACAGGACUUGUUAAAAGAGGCAGAGCGGAUUUUUAACAAGAGAGAAACACAGGAAGAAAGAGAUGAGAGGCUAAGAAAAGAAGCAGAAGAGAGAGAAAAUAUGAGAGAACGUAAGAGAAACAGAGAAUUCAGUAAGUUGUUGGCCACCGUAGUGACAGGACCCCGGUCUGACAGGUCAGCGUGGGUCCAGGGGGCUACUGGAGGAAAAAGGUGCCGCUGGACAACCGAAAGAAAAGUACUACUCUCCACCGGUAAGGUGACUCAUUCUUUCCUACAUGUACCUGAUUGCCCUUACCCGUUGCUAGGGAGAGAUCUAUUAACCAAGCUCAAAGCACAGAUUCACUUUGAGGGGACUAAAGCCCAUAUUACGGGGCCACAGGGACAGCCGUUGCAUGUACUGACCUUAAACCUGGAAGAUGAAUACCGGCUAUAUGAGCUUGAGGGGCCUCUGGCCAAGAACAUAUCUGACUGGUUAAAUAACUUCCCAUCUGCCUGGGCAGAAACGGGAGGAAUGGGGCUGGCCACCCAACAGCCACCCCUAAUUAUACCCCUCAAAGCAACCGCAACUCCAGUAUCCAUCAAACAAUACCCUAUGUCUCAAGAGGCCUACCGAGGAAUUCGGCCCCACAUUAAAAGACUCUUAGACCAGGGAAUUCUGACCCCCUGUCAGUCUCCCUGGAAUACACCCCUCCUUCCAGUCAAAAAGCCUGGCACGGGCGAUUAUCGCCCUGUGCAAGAUCUAAGAGAAGUCAACAAACGGGUAGAAGAUAUACACCCAACAGUCCCUAACCCAUACAAUUUGCUGACUGGAUUACCACCAACCUAUGUAUGGUACACGGUCCUGGACCUCAAGGAUGCAUUCUUUUGUUUAAGGCUUCAUCCACAGAGCCAGCCUAUUUUUGCCUUCGAGUGGAGGGACCCAGAGUUGGGACUAUCGGGGCAACUCACCUGGACUAGGCUCCCACAGGGGUUUAAAAACAGCCCCACCUUAUUUGAUGAGGCGUUACACCGGGAUCUGGCCGACUUUAGGGUUCAAAACCCUGCCUUAAUCCUACUUCAAUAUGUAGAUGAUCUCCUCCUGGCUGCAGAGACUGAGGAAAAAUGUAGAGAAGGAACAAAGGCCCUCCUAGUCACCCUGGGAACUCUAGGGUAUCGGGCCUCGGCUAAAAAGGCCCAAAUAUGUCAAAAGCAGGUUACGUACCUAGGUUACCAGAUUAGGGAUGGACAAAGAUGGCUAACAGAAGCACGAAAACAGACAAUCCUGAGUAUUCCAGUGCCUAAGAGCCCACGACAGUUGAGAGAGUUCCUGGGGACGGCGGGGUUCUGUCGGAUCUGGAUCCCAGGGUUCGCAGAGAUGGCUGCACCGCUCUACUCACUUACAAAACCAGGUACCCUCUUUACCUGGGAAAAUGAACAACAAAAAGCCUUUACGGCUAUCAAAAAGGCCUUAUUAACUUCCCCCGCAUUGGGACUUCCUGACUUAAAUAAGCCCUUUGAGCUAUUUAUUGAUGAAAAACAAGGCUAUGCAAAAGGAGUCUUGACCCAAAAACUGGGACCCUGGAGGCGCCCAAUUGCCUACCUGUCUAAGAAACUUGACCCGGUGGCUACAGGAUGGCCUCCCUGUUUGAGAAUGGUCGCAGCAAUUGCUCUCCUAACUAAGGACUCUAGUAAGCUAACUAUGGGACAACCGAUAACAGUUCUGGCUCCUCAUGCAGUGGAAGCCCUGGUUAAACAACCUCCGGGUCGAUGGCUUUCCAAUACCCGUAUGACCCACUACCAGGCCCUACUGCUGGACGCUGACCGCGUACACUUUGGUCCGGUGGUAGCCCUCAACCCGGCAUCAUUACUUCCCCUAUCGGAGAGUCCAGAAACUCAUGACUGUCUCCAGAUACUUGCAGAGGUACACGGCACUCGGCCUGACCUAACCGAUCAGCCCCUGCCCGAUGCUGACUUCACCUGGUACACCGACGGGAGUAGCUUUCUGGACAACGGAGAACGAAGAGCAGGGGCUGCGAUCACCACUGAGACUGAGGUAAUUUGGGCUAAGGCUCUACCACCCGGCACCUCGGCACAACGGGCCGAACUCAUCGCCCUGACUCAGGCCCUCCGGAUGGCGAAAGGUAAGAAGCUCAACGUUUAUACCGAUAGCCGCUAUGCCUUUGCCACUGCACAUAUUCAUGGAGAGAUAUACCGGAGAAGGGGACUAUUAACUUCAGAAGGAAAAGAGAUCAAAAACAAGACUGAGAUAUUAGCCUUGCUUGAGGCAUUGUUUUUGCCUCUAAAGCUGAGUAUCAUCCACUGUCUGGGUCACCAAAAGGGAAAUAGCCCUGAGGCUCGAGGCAACCGUCUGGCAGAUGAGGCUGCCAGAAAGAUAGCACAACAGAAAGACUUUACAAUCUCUCAGACCCUGACCAUAAAGAAAAUAAAGCGAGGAGGAAAACCAGUGUGGCCCCAACGUAUGACUUAUUAUUUGAUUGACCAACUUCAUAAGCUAACCCAUCUGAGUCACAAAAAGAUGAAAACCCUCCUUGAAAGGGAGGAGGACACCCACUAUCUGUUGGGAAAGGACAAAAUUUUACAACAAGUUGCCGAGAGGUGCACCGCGUGUGCACGAGUUAAUGCUGGACAAAACAAGGUGGGCUCCGGGGUCAGAGUGCGAGGGCACCGACCCGGGACUCAUUGGGAGAUUGACUUCACAGAGGUCAAGCCUGGACUAUAUGGAUACCGCUAUUUGCUGGUGUUCAUGGACACUUUCUCCGGAUGGGUAGAGGCUUACCCUACCAAACAUGAAACUGCAAAAGUUGUCACCAAAAAGUUGUUGGAAGAAAUCUUCCCCAGGUACGGUAUGCCACGGGCGUUGGGCUCCGACAAUGGCCCUGCAUUCGUCUCCCGGGUAAGUAAGUUGGUGGCCACAUUACUGGGGAUCGAUUGGAAAUUACACUGUGCAUACCGCCCCCAGAGCUCAGGACAGGUAGAGCGUAUGAAUAGAACAAUUAAGGAGACUUUAACUAAAUUAACGCUUGCAACUGGCGAGAGAGACUGGGUGACCCUCCUUCCCUUGGCGCUAUAUCGGGCCCGGAAUACUCCUGGCCCUCAUGGACUUACCCCCUUUGAAAUCCUCUAUGGUGCCCCUCCCCCAGCUGUUCAUUUCUUAGAUUCUGAUAUAGGUGGCUUCGCUAACUCUCCUUCCCUUCAGGCUCAUCUGCGGGCGCUUCAAAUAAUACAACGAGAAGUGUGGAAGCCUCUGGCAGCUGCAUACCAAGAACGGCUAAACCAACCUGUGGUACCACAUCAAUUCCAGAUCGGGGACGUGGUCUGGGUGCGACGACAUCAGGUCAAGAACUUGGAACCGCGCUGGAAGGGGCCCUACACUGUACUGCUGACGACACCUACAGCCCUAAAGGUAGACGGCAUCGCCGCCUGGGUCCACGCCUCCCACGUCAAAGCCGCCGCCCCCGAGGACCAGCUCGACAACCCAGACUCGAAAGCCAGAUGGAAACUUCACCGCACUCAAAAUCCACUAAAGAUAAGAUUGACUCGUGGGGAGCCCUAA